Molecule: messenger RNA, 1020 nt
Organism: Blastocystis hominis
Lineage: Eukaryota; Bigyra; Opalinata; Blastocystidae
Product: Tyrosyl-tRNA synthetase
Exons: 5
Coding region: 1-1020 (339 amino acids)
Biological process (GO): tyrosyl-tRNA aminoacylation
Cellular component (GO): mitochondrion; cytosol
Molecular function (GO): tyrosine-tRNA ligase activity; ATP binding
Source: RefSeq, a predicted model, not a curated record
AUGCAGGCAUUUCAAUAUCUCAAGAAUCGUGGACUCAUUUACCAGACUUCUCAACUGGCGGAAGAAGCUCUCAAAUCGAUACUUCCUAACCAGUCGAUUUAUUUGGGAGUCGAUCCAACCGCAAAGGGGCUUCAUAUCGGACAUCUUAUGGCCUGUCGCAUCUUAAAGCGAUUCCAUGAUGCGGGAACAAAGUGCAUUGCUCUGGUGGGUGGAGCGACAGCAUUGAUCGGAGAUCCGAGCUUUAAGGUGAAAGAAAGAGAUAUUUUAAGCGCAGACGAUGUGCAGGAAAAUGUGAAAGAGAUCCAGAACGAUUUGAAGCGAGUUCUAAACAGCAAUGGCGAUGACAACCUUCUGUUCGUGAACAACUAUGAUUGGUACAAAAACAUGGGAGUGAUCGACUUUUUGCGAGACGUCGGAAAAAAUAUGCGCGUGCAGAGCAUGCUAGCCAAGGACAGCGUGAGCAAGCGCAUUAAUUCCCCGAACAGUCUGAGUUUUGCUGAGUUUGCCUAUCAAUGCUUGCAGGCCAACGACUUCCUGCACCUCCACACGCAGUACGGCUGUGUGUGCCAAAUUGGCGGGAGCGAUCAGUGGGGAAACAUCACUUCCGGCAUCGAUUUCGUCAAACGGAAGACAGGAGACGUGGUUCACGGGAUUACGGUUCCGCUGCUGACGAACAGCAAAGGCCAAAAGUUUGGCAAGUCGGAGGGAAACGCGAUCUGGAUCAACAAAUCGAGGACCUCAAACCACGACUUCUAUCAGUUCUUUCUGCGAACGGAAGACGCGGACCUUCCCAUUCUGUUCCGAUUGCUCACGGACCUGCCUUUGGAUCAGAUUGAUGCGCUGCUAGCGGAGCAUCAAAAAUGCCCGGAGAAGCGGGAAGCGCAAGGAGUUCUCGCUGGUACGACAAAGAGCAAGGGGAUAAUCAGCAGAAGAAAUGAUGCGUUCGGUUCGUUCAGAGCUGGAUUUGCAAAAGGCGAAAAAGUGCGCAGAGCUCCUUUAUGGAAAGAGCAAGCGCGUUGA